GGUGCUGGUUCCACCCCCAGGUGCAGGUUCCACCCCCAGGUGCUGGUUCCACCCCCAGGUGCUGGUUCCACCCCCAGGUGCAGGUUCCAGCAGAAAACCAGGAGGAAGGAGGUUCAGUCAGCAGGAGACGAGCGGCUGCAGCGGUUCUGGAUCCAACAUGUCCGGGGGAAACGCUCAGGGGUUCAUGGGAGACGAGAGGAGGAUUGUUCUGGUAGGGAAGACCGGCGUGGGGAAGAGCGCAGCAGGAAACACCAUCCUGGGCUGGGAAGCCUUCGAGUCGAAGCUGUCUCCGACCUCCCUGACGACCGACUGUCACAAGGCCAAAGGGUGGGUGGAUGGCAGUCGGGUGGCCGUCAUCGACACUCCGUCGCUUUUCGACACAAACCUCAGCCAGGAGGAAGUGCAGAGCAAGAUUAACGGGUGCAUUUCCCUGUCGGCUCCGGGUCCUCACGCCUUCCUGGUGGUCCUGAAGCUGGGCCGGUUCACCCAGGAGGAGAAAGACACCGUCCGGAUGAUCCAGACCACGUUUGGGGAGGAAGCAGCCAGAUACACGAUGGUGCUGUUCACACACGGAGACCAGCUGGAGGAGGACGAAACCAUCGAAGGCUUCAUCUCCAAGGAUCCCGACCUGAAGGCCUUCAUUCAGAGUUGCUCCAACAGAUACCACGUCUUCAACAACGAUGUUAAAGACCUCGAGCAACCCAGCCAACUGCUGGACAAAAUCGACUGGAUGACGACGGCCAACGAUGGAAGCUUCUACAGCAACGACAUGUUCAUGAGGGCGGAGGCCGCCAUCGAGAAGGAGAAGGAGCGACUCCUGAAGGAGAUGGAGGAGGAGAGGCAGAGGGAGCUGCAGGAGCUCAGGGAGAAAUACUCGGAGGAAAUGUACCACCGGGCGGAGGCCGAGGUGAACCAGAGGUACGAGGAACAAGCCCGGAGUGACGCAGAGAGGUGCAACGACUUCAUCACCUCGUUGACCACGGGCUACGGCGCCGCCAUCGGAGCUGCCCUGGGCCUCCUAGCAAGUGCGAUUGGGGGGAUGACCAUGCGAGUCUGGGAACGCUGCACUAUGCAGUGAAGACAACACGACUUU
This is a messenger RNA of Cololabis saira (Pacific saury), 1093 nucleotides long. RefSeq names its product GTPase IMAP family member 7-like. Gene Ontology annotation, molecular function: GTP binding. NCBI's taxonomy places the organism in Eukaryota, Metazoa, Chordata, Actinopteri, Beloniformes, Belonidae. Bases 158 to 1078 code for a protein of 306 amino acids. The record is from RefSeq and is a predicted model, not a curated record. The transcript is spliced from 3 exons.